Aspergillus japonicus CBS 114.51 is the source of this 1245-nucleotide messenger RNA. Its product is annotated as tRNA-ribosyltransferase family protein. The coding region runs from base 1 to 1245 and encodes 414 amino acids. Gene Ontology annotation, cellular component: cytosol. Gene Ontology annotation, molecular function: tRNA-guanosine(34) queuine transglycosylase activity. NCBI's taxonomy places the organism in Eukaryota, Fungi, Ascomycota, Eurotiomycetes, Eurotiales, Aspergillaceae. The record is from RefSeq and is a predicted model, not a curated record. The transcript has 8 exons.
AUGUCAACCUCGACAUCGGCGCCCCCGCGCAAACCAAUGCCCUCUGCAUUGACCUUUGAUCUACACGCUAAGUGCUCCACAACGAAAGCACGCGCGAGCACGCUCCACCUCCCCCAUGGCGACGUCCCUCUCCCCAUCUUCAUGCCCGUCGCGACCCAAGCCUCCCUGAAGGGCUUGACGUACGAUCAACUACGCCAGACCGGCUGCCAGCUCUGUCUAAACAACACCUACCACCUUGGCCUCAAGCCGGGCCAGGCGGUGCUGGAUGCGAUUGGGGGCGCGCACAAGUUGCAGGGGUGGGAUCGAAAUAUCCUCACGGACAGCGGAGGUUUCCAGAUGGUGUCCCUCCUCAAACUCGCACAAGUCACCGAAGAAGGCGUCCGCUUCCUGAGUCCCCACGACGGCACCCCGAUGCUCCUCACUCCCGAACACUCAAUCUCCCUCCAAAACUCCAUCGGCUCCGACAUCAUCAUGCAACUGGACGAUGUCAUCGCCACCACAUCCCCGGACCACGCCCGUAUCCACGAAGCGAUGGAGCGCUCGGUCCGAUGGCUCGACCGGUGCAUCGACGCGCACAAAUACCCGGAGAGGCAAAAUCUGUUCUGUAUCAUCCAGGGUGGGUUGGAUCUGGAGCUUCGCAAACAAUGCUGCGAAGCGAUGGUCGCUCGAGAUACGCCGGGAAUUGCCAUCGGGGGUCUUUCCGGCGGAGAGGCCAAGGAGGACUUCUGCAAAGUGGUGGACACUUGCACGGGCUUGCUUCCGGAGAAGAAGCCGCGCUACGUUAUGGGAGUGGGCUAUCCGGAGGACUUGAUAGUUGGUGUCGCUCUCGGCGCAGACAUGUUUGAUUGUGUCUGGCCCACGCGAACUGCGCGCUUCGGCAACGCGGUUGUCCCCAGCGGCACACUGAAUCUGCGUCAUCGGUCAUACGCGGAGGAUUUCCGGCCAGUGCAAGAAGGCUGCACCUGCAGCAUCUGCCGGCCCCGGGAUCAGGGCGGACUCGGGAUCACGCGUGCAUAUAUCCACCACCUCACAGCCAAAGAGACCGUGGGAGCGCAUCUUCUCACCAUGCACAACGUACACUACCUGCUGUCCUUAAUGGGAUCCGCUCGACAGGCUAUCCUCGAGGAUCGGUUCCCGGCGUUCCUGCGCGAGUUCUUCGCCAACCUUUACGGUGAGAAGUCGAAUUACCCCAGCUGGGUAGUAGACGCACUGCGGGGCGUGGGGGUGGAUCUCAUGGACGAUUAG